Messenger RNA from Etheostoma cragini (Arkansas darter), 1917 nucleotides. It is a transcript of the gene adcyap1a, whose product is annotated as adenylate cyclase activating polypeptide 1a. Gene Ontology annotation, cellular component: perikaryon; extracellular region; neuron projection. Gene Ontology annotation, biological process: positive regulation of transcription by RNA polymerase II; neuropeptide signaling pathway; positive regulation of ERK1 and ERK2 cascade. The transcript is spliced from 4 exons. The record is from RefSeq and is a predicted model, not a curated record. The coding region runs from base 303 to 719 and encodes 138 amino acids. Gene Ontology annotation, molecular function: neuropeptide hormone activity; peptide hormone receptor binding; pituitary adenylate cyclase activating polypeptide activity. Lineage: Eukaryota; Metazoa; Chordata; Actinopteri; Perciformes; Percidae.
AAAAAGGCAUGCCUCUUGGAUAUAUGAAUAAAAAACCAAAGGGAGUUAACUUCAUAGAACGCAGGAAAGUUCUCCGCAGACAAAUGUUUGACGCUCUCCAUGACCGAGUGCACAUAGAAAUCCCAGAGAACUAAGCUGCGGGCGCACGGAGGGCUGCACACUCGGAACAAGCACAAGGAGAUCGAAGAGGCACUUCACUGAGGGUAUAGAAGAAGAGGAGAAGAAGGGAGAGAGUGACUGAGAUCCAAUCUCACUCUCCCAGUUGAGGUCCUCAGCGGAUCGCGUCCCACAACUGCAGGACAAUGUCAAGUAAAGCGACUUUAGUCUUACUCAUCUAUGGAAUCAUAAUGCAUUACAGCGUCAACUGCUCACCUGUGGGGCUUAGCUUUCCCAGCGUUAGACUUGACAGUGAGGUUUAUGAUGAGGAUGGAAACUCCUUACCGUCCCUGGAUUACGACAGAGACCAAAUGGAUGGGAGAAGCCCUCCGUCCGUCGCCGACGACGACUACACGUUGUAUUACCCUCCAGAGAAAAGUGGGGGGAAAAUGGUGGACGACAGCUCAGAGCCUCUGUCCAAGCGACACUCAGACGGGAUCUUCACAGACAGCUACAGCCGCUACCGAAAGCAAAUGGCAGUCAAGAAAUACCUGGCAGCAGUCCUGGGGAAAAGGUAUAGACAGAGAAUUAGGAACAAAGGACGCCGGCUGGCAUAUUUGUAGCAUCUUCGUCCUCCCCUCCUGAAAACAAACAAAAAACUUAAGUGUGUGCAGCCCCACAUGAAGUCAUUUUGAGAUCUGAACAAUCAGUGGAUCGCUUUUUUGUUCUUAAACAUGUAUUUAUGUAUGAAGUAAGCCAUUAAAAUGAAUAUUUUGAUAAUAAUAUUGUUUUUUAUUUUGUACUUAAAGCACUUGAGGACACACAUGUCUACUUUGUGGACCAAUUUUUGUUCAUUUUAACAAAUAGCCUCUAUUUAUGUAUUCAUUGAUUCUUAUUUUUUUUUAAGACUUAUUUAUUGAGGGGAGACAAUUGUUGACGUAACGAUGUGCUCCAAACAGCCCUGUCUUUUAAACAUUUAGUGAGGAAAAAUAAAAAAUAAAAUAAAUAGUUUAAAAGACAAUCAAUGUAUUGAAUGCUGCUCUUUGUAAAGUGACAUUAAGAGUUUAGUUGUCUUUAUUCACAACAGCCUUGAAGACAUAGGUUUUCAACAUAUCCUUCAAGACAUAGACUUUGAUGCCCUCCCGGACGGGGAUGAGUUUGAGGCUUUUUUGGGAGACUGGCUGAAACAGUUCUCUCCUGAAUUUCCGGUGAGUUUCAGGCUCUUCCCUGAGGCCGUUAUCCUUGCAGGGGCGUCUCAUGUCCCUCCCUUUUCUUCUCACCUUUAACACUCAAACACUCAACUCUUCUUCCACCUCAUUUGUGCUCCUGUCUCUCUUAGAGUCUCACAGAUGUUUACCUUUAUUCCUCCUAAUCAGUGUGGAGAGACUUUUGCUUAGACCGAUAUGUUGUACAUAUCAUUUGCUGAUUGAUUUGACAGAUGUAUCUUUAUCUUUAUGGAUGCAAGGAUGUUGAGAUAAUUAUUAAAGUAGAACUGGGUUAGACCAGAUGAGACCCCUGUUGGCUUUAAACAAUGCCAGUUAUCCAAUUUCAAGUCAAAAAGAGAUUCUUGACAUAAAAAACAACCAACCAAAUCUGAGAUGACCAGAGUACUUUGGAGGUACUUUUGAGGUUUUUCUUGUCCUUUUCUUCUGCAGUGUUUACACCUUGUGUGAGAGUGAGCUUACACCUUUGACUCAUGUAAAUUACCAAUCGUGUGUUUCUUUCAACUGGUUUCUGCUGAAGGGUUUCUCAUGUCUCUCUGCCCAUUUAAUAACUAUCACUAACAUCUAAAGCAUCAGACAACUUCAACAUAAAAAAGCA